Molecule: messenger RNA, 1997 nt
Organism: Lycium barbarum (goji berry)
Lineage: Eukaryota; Viridiplantae; Streptophyta; Magnoliopsida; Solanales; Solanaceae
Exons: 9
Coding region: 276-1844 (522 amino acids)
Source: RefSeq, a predicted model, not a curated record
UCCCUCUCUCACUACUUUUUAUUCCACAGGGAUUGAAGGCAUUGCUCUCUCAUAAUACUCCUCUUUCCUCGUUUCUUCUUAUAAAAAUUUGACAAGUGAAGGUUUAAAAGUGUGCUGAUUAAAUAGAAGGUUGAAAGUGCAGAAUUAAGUUGUGAUUCAUCAUGAGCAUAAGCUGAAGUUUUUGAUCUCAAAGAUCGUUUCCUUGAAGAGCCCAGUUCUUUAGCAAGGAAAGAAUUUCUUCCUCAAUCAACAGGAUUUCUUAUUGAAUUGUAGAUAUGCCAAGGUUCAAGCGUUUGCAGAAGAAGCAAAAUUCAGUUCAGUCAGUAUCUCAACCAGUUGCUGAAUCAGGACCUUCUUUUCUUCAAUCAACGCCAUGCCUGCCAACGCAUCCGACCAUGUCAGUUCGGGCAACAACACAUCUGGCCCCAUCAUUUCAGCCUACAUCACAGGAGACUCCAACACCUCAGCCGGUAUCACAACCGUCUCGAUCAGUUCACUCAAUAUCCCAUCCCGCUCCGAUGGAUCAGGCAGCACCACAGCCGGCUUCAGCAGUUCACCCAGCAUCACAGCCAUCUCGGUCAGUUCACUCGACAUCAAAUUUGGCUUCGACAGAUCAGGACUCACCACAGCCAGCUCUGUCAGUUCACUCGACAUCACAUUUGGCUUCGACAGAUCAGGACUCACCACAGCCAGCUCCAACAGUUCAGGCCGCAUCCAAAAAACGUUCUAGGUCGCAUUGGAUUGUAGACGCAAUAGAUUCAGAAGAAAAUAUCAGGAAACUUAGAGUGAAAGUUAAUGAAGUGAUCAAUUUAACGUGUGAAGAACGUAUUGUGGUUGAUUUUGAUUACUUGGAUGAACCAUUUGGAGAUGGGCGCGGCCUUCUUUCACGCUUUUGUGGAAUUUUGGCGUGUGACUGCUCUUUAUUUCCAAUCAACUUUGAGAAAUGGUUAAGUUUACCUAUUUCAUACUUCAACCGCGUCUUCGAUCAAAUUAUAAAGCCUAAGUUCUUCUUUAGGACAACCGAGUCAGUUGCAAUGGGACAUAUCUAUAAAUCUAUUGGAAAGAAGUGGGCUGCAAAUAAAAAUAACUUGUGGAGGACACAUGAAGACCUGCUUAAAAGUAAAACUGAGAUUAUUGAAAGUGUGCCGGAUGGGAUUCCACGUGAUCAAUGGAUUUCUUUUGUUGAUUACCAAUAUAAAGAUUCAACAAAGGCAAUGCGUUUAAGAAAUGCUGAAAAUCGAAAGAAACAGACUAUACCACACACAGGCGGCUCCAAAGCGAAUGCUACGAGAAGGGCUGAAAUGAUGGCUCAGACUGGACAAAGGCCUGGACGAGCACAAAUAUACCUUGCUACUCAUAAGAAUCAAGAUGGAGUAUAUGUUAAUGAAGCAGCAAAAGAAAUAUGCGAAAAAAUUGAGUUAGCUUUAAGCCAAAGCACCAUAGACGAGUCUCAAAUUUCGCGAAAUGAUGUCGUCGGCAAGGUGCUAGGAGAAGAGCACUCUGGGAGGGUGAGGUGCUUGGGAUUAGGACCUGUCCCCAGUAAAGUUUUUAAACAAGCAAGACCUCGUUUCAGUGGUAUAAGUGCUUCAAUCAGUGAAGGUUCAUGUUCGUCCCAAUGUCAACAGAACCAUAAGCAAAUGAUGAAUGCUCAGGAAAAAAUGAUGAAUGCUUUCAAGGCAUAUAUGAUAAUGAAAGAAGGGACGAUACCAGAACAGUUUGCGGGGUUCUUUGCUUCUUCUUCGGCGGUUUCUCCUACAACACCAAGUGAUGCGGCUAGUGGAUCCCUUUCGCCCAUGGAUGCAAGAAGAUCAUUCGGUGAUAGUAAUCCUAGUGACAACCGUUGAUUUCAUUGUAUUGUUUGGUAGGAACGGAUGUUAGAACGCUGGAGUGAAUGUAUUGUGUUUAAAUUUAGUUUUUGAGUGAUCUGAUAAUGCUACUUAAAUUUUUAGUUUAAAAAACUAAUGGUACUUUAUGAUAACAUUUGUGAUUUUACGAUA